AGUUUUAUCACGUGUGAAAAAUGUUCACGAAUAAUUUCAGGAGUUUUGUGGAUUUGGCGACUCUGACGCUUCACCGCCGUCAUGAGAUGGAAGGCAGGAUCAGCGUCUUGGCUGGAAAAUGCGACCAAGCCAUCAAUAACAUAAGAAAGUUAAAGGCGCAGAGUCGUACACUUGUGAACCACCUGAACUGCGAGCCGUCCGAGCUGAAGGAACGGUUCCUGUCAUGCAUGAACAAGUUGGACGAGUACAUCUAUCUCAUCACCGAGUUCAACCUGUCUAUUGAUAACAUUGAAAAGCAUGAGAGCAUUGAGAUAGCGCCAGUGCAGGACAACUCUUACAAGAACUACCCAGUGAUGACUCCGACGAAUCUCAUGGAUGUGCUCAGCGAAGCUGCUCCCACCACGUCCACCGCCUGCGCUAACUUCUGUCCAGCUGAAAAAGAAAAGCUGCCAACCCGCCGGCGACCGAGGCGAGAGCAGCUGCUCAUAGCAUUCUCCAGCACUUCGUGCUCCAACGAGAGUGUGGGCAACAACACACUCGAGAAAGAGGUCCAGUGUGUAGCCGCAGACAUUCAGGAUCUAAACAUCGCAGAUCCUAAAGCCCUGGUGACCCUGCCACAGCAGACAAUUCUCGACACGGACACGGUGUACGAAGCAUCCAUAUAUUCCGUCGACGGUUCCACAUUCUGGAUAGUUGUGGAGCAGGCUGGUGCCUAUAAUUUACUCCAAGAGAUGACAGCAUACUACUCCGAAGACAAGAACCUGGUAUCUGUGAACCUGGAUGACCUGCCCAACUUCACCUGCUGCGUCUACCACGACGCGGAGGACACCCAGGGGUACUUCCGGGCCAUGUUCAUCAGGGUCGAGGGUACAAACAAGGAGGAAGUGUUCCUAGUGGACACAGGUGAACAGCGGCCAGUAACAUCGAGCUGCAUACAACCGUUGGCGCCCGAGUUCUGUGUAUCGCCGCCGUACGCACACUGCUGCCAUCUAGCGGACGUGGAAUUCGUGAGCACCAAGACAGACGAGAUAGAAGAAUUCCUCAAGCAGUACUUGGGGAAGCCUUUCACAAUGAAAAUAGACGAUAAUUCAUCGGAAUCCCUGGGUGUGUACCUGUUUGUAGACGAUGAGAACACGCUCAACGAUUUGCUGCUGCAAGAGGGACUAGCCACCGCCCUGGACAAGCCGGUUCGUACGGAGCAGCAAGCUGCAGCACCAACCCGCGGCCCGCCGGAGCUGCGCACCUCCAGCGAGCACUACUACAGCGGGCCCGAGCAUGAGAACCCCGUGGAGGCCGUCACAGUGAUGGACAAGCCGGCUCGUACAGAGCAGCCAGCUGCAGCACCAACCCGCGGCCCGCCGGAGCUGCGCACCUCCAGCGAGCACUACUACAGCGGGCCCGAGCAUGAGAACCCCGUGGAGGCCGUCACAGUGAUGGACAAGCCGGCUCGUAUAGAGCAGCCAGCUGCAGCACCAACCCGCGGCCCGCCGGAGCUGCGCACCUCCAGCGAGCACUACUACAGCGGGCCCGAGCAUGAGAACCCCGUGGAGGCCGUCACAGUGAUGGACAAGCCGGCUCGUACAGAGCAGCCAGCUGCAGCACCAACCCGCGGCCCGCCGGAGCUGCGCACCUCCAGCGAGCACUACUACAGCGGGUCCGAACAUGAGAACCCCGUGGAAGCCGUCACUGGUUACAACAAUCGCGACGAAAUGGACAUCUGCAAGCACUAUACAGGGGGGUCGGAGAAGACGUGCUUCAAGGGUAGCCGCUGCAAGAAGCGACACGUUAUGAAACACCCUGAUGGCUGGACACUAGAUCGUGUACCGACUCCGAAAUGCCGUCCUCCCGUCCUGCCCGCACCCGGCACGUGGCACAAAGUAGUCGUCACGUACGUCUGCCACUUCGACCGGCUCUACGUCAUGUUCCAACAAGAACCGCCUAAAGAGGAGCUGCCCACUUUCGGUCUGGUGCUGCCGCCCGUGACCCUGGCGGCGCUCAUACGGGACAUGAACAGCCCCGCCACCUGCGCCGCCCACAGACCGUUGCAGACGGCGCCGGCGCCGGGCGAGCUGGUGGCGGCGCAGUACCGCGACCGCCAGUGGUACCGCGCACGCGUCAUCUGCGCCACGCCGCCCGACCAAAACGUCGAGGUGAUGUACAUAGACUACGGCAACGUCUUAUCCGUGAAAGAAAACGAGGUAAUGGAGCUAGAACCUCGCUUCGCCGUGCUGCCGGCCCAGGCCGUGCUGUGCCGGCUAGCCGGCGUGGACAAGCUCAGCGACGACCGCCGCACCUGGGUCACGGCCAAGCAGAGGCUAUCCAGUCUAGCGCAGGACCAGACCAUGGAGGCGCAUAUCAUCGCCCGCGGCUACGACGAGCUCACAGUGGAGCUGUUCGACGCGCAGGGCUCCAACCUCGCCGCCCAGCUCGCGGCCGGCGGCGCCGUCUCCUACACCCGCGGCUACGAGCUCGAGGACGACUCCAAGCGGCGCUACCAUCUAGUGCAGGCCUGACGGCGAAAAAUAGCUAAAAUAUUCACAGAGUUCAAUGAACAUAGCUUCAGAUUCUGAUAAUAAGCGUUGUAAACACCAAAAACGAUCGAUUCCAGUAAUAAGUUUGUUAGAUUCCAAAAAUAAUCACCAGAUUCCAAGAAUAAUUACACCAUAUUCCAAAAGAUAAUUUUAGCAGAUUCCAAAAAUAAUAGCAUUUUAGUCUAAAACAAGGUUCCAAAAGCUAGAUGUUCUAAAAUUACUUCUUCGGGUUCCAAUAAUCUAGCCACUAAGAGUGACAGAGAUAGCAGUACUGCGUCGCGCUCUAAUCGCUGUAGAUCUAUUCGACCUGCAACAAAUGAUUGCACUGUAGUCCAAAACUAGAUUCAUUGACCGCCGGCGUUAUCGGCGCGACAACAAUAUAAUAUAUAUGCGCGUGCGAUAGAGAUAGGAACAGGCUAGGCUGGUCAAUGUACGAAAUUCAACGUGCUUAGUGUCCUUACUUUGGUAAGAGACGAGCGAUAUAUCAUGUCAUGUCUUAGGGUGGUAUUCCACCUAUCCAAUUCCUUUGUCCAAUGUGUAUUGCGUCUCACAUUUUGCUUUAAUGAGAGAGUGAGACGCACUGAGUUUGGACAAAGAAAUUGGAAAUACCACCCUUACACGAUACACUUGUUCAUUAUACACAUGCAGAUUCCAAACAUAGCAUAGAGAUGCUAUAAAUAAUAAAUUGACCAUAUUCCACACAUAAUAUAAUUAAUAUAUAAUAAGAUU
This is a messenger RNA of Cydia splendana, 3260 nucleotides long. RefSeq lists its product as uncharacterized. Gene Ontology annotation, biological process: P granule organization; piRNA processing; spermatogenesis. The record is from RefSeq and is a predicted model, not a curated record. Bases 21 to 2513 code for a protein of 830 amino acids. Gene Ontology annotation, molecular function: metal ion binding. The transcript is spliced from 19 exons. NCBI's taxonomy places the organism in Eukaryota, Metazoa, Arthropoda, Insecta, Lepidoptera, Tortricidae. Gene Ontology annotation, cellular component: P granule.